Messenger RNA from Exserohilum turcica Et28A, 2116 nucleotides. RefSeq lists its product as uncharacterized. The coding region runs from base 216 to 1802 and encodes 528 amino acids. The transcript has 3 exons. The record is from RefSeq and is a predicted model, not a curated record. NCBI's taxonomy places the organism in Eukaryota, Fungi, Ascomycota, Dothideomycetes, Pleosporales, Pleosporaceae.
GCCAGCACCACGCACUUGGUGUACACGAUACAUAAAGCGGGUGGGGACGCGUACGCUCAGCCACGCGCACACAAGCACAAACCUCGACGUGGGUUGCUUGUUAUAUAGCCCAGGCAACGCCCGCCACGACCACAACAACAGUCGUGCCAACUAGGCCACCGUCGCACCCUUUGUCCCGCCGCCAUCCGUGUCCUCCUCUCUCCUCUCUCGCUGUAAUGGCUGCGCCCGCCAUCGAGGCCAAGUCACUUUCUUCACUUACUGCUCUUGCCUUCAACCCACCCACUUACCCCAGGAACCCGACGCACCAGUGGCAUGAACCGUUAGUGCUGUAUAUCGCCCGUGUUCCUGGGAGUAGAGAUGUUUUCCUGUCACCUAUGAAACCGCGCGAGAAGGUAGUGACUGCAGAAGACAUCCAGAGCUCACUAUAUUAUGUCCAUGUCAACCAGCCAGAGGACGCCUAUCUUGUCGAUCCUCCCGACCCCAAAGGUCCCGAUGCCGCGAACCAAAAUCCAGCAUCCUCUAAUAUUGCUUCUGCCCCGCUAGUUCAACGGAAAGCCGUACCAGGAACUGCUACCGCUGCUCCCACGCGAAAACCCGUACCUGGCACCCUAGCUCCUGUCAAUAAUUUCCCCAGCAGCUACAACGUCAAUGCAGGGAAAUUUCCGCAAAGGCCUGGAACGCUUGCACCAGAUUGCAAUAACCCGCGACACUCCUUCGAUUCAAGCCAGUAUCAAGAAGAAAAUCAAAGACCACCACUGCCACCCCGGCGGCGAUCAGAAAACCAACCACGUGAGACUCCAUCACUCACCCUCAUCCGACGAGAUCCAGCAUCUGGCGCCCAAUGGAAUGUUGCCCGCAUCGAGGAUCCCCCCGUGCCAGAGAUUUCAUCUUCAGUUCUGAAAGACUCUGGUAGCAAAAAGCGAUUAGGGGCGCCAAUGUACGUCCAGGUAUUCAAUCCAGGAUACUCCAAAUUUCUCUAUUCCGACGGUCCAGAAAAGCCUACUCUGAUAAGUCGAGAUAGCGGCUGUUCUGUUCCGUCACAAUAUAGGGAACAUGUCGAGACGCCGGAGUCGCAAGCGGAUCGCCAGAUGAGGAAUGAGAGCAUAUUCCGGCGACGCAUCUGGUUGGAAGGAUCACAGCACUCGGGAAAUGCCUUUGGGCAUAGGAAAAACAAUUCUUAUGGCUCCAAUGCUGCUGGCAGGCAUGUUGGACAACCAGAUAGGUUUUCUGUGGACGUACGCCCUUCGCCUUCGCCGUCCUUUUCGACACAAGAGGACCAACCCUACGGAAGUAUCCAAGUAUCCGACCGGCACACAAGUUUUCGCGGCUAUGUCUUCACAAGCCCAUGGAAUGGACGCUGCGAGUUUGUCACCGGCGUAGGUGGAGGGUCAUUAAAGUGUCGCCACAUCAUCCCAGGCCUUCAAGGAACUGUGCCUAUGAGUUCGAAUUUGAGUGAGCUAAGAUUCAACCUUCCAAGUGGUCCGAAAAGAUCUGCGGCUAGGGUUGUGGAAGGAUCUAAGCGCUCCUCCCUCUUCCGUCGUGGUAUACAUGGUCGGAACAGCUCAGCAUUUACAAUCGAGGCAGAUGAGAACAACGAAGACCGCCUGGAUCUCUCACUUGGACAAGAGUCUGCAGGAGGAGGUAUGGGUGGCAAGCAAGCAAAACUAGGAAAGCUUAUCUUAGAGGACGAGGGCCUAAAGAUGAUGGAUCUUUUGGUCGCAGCAAAUAUGGCUCUAUGGUGGAGGGCAUAUGAGAAGACCAACACCGAUUCGAGAUCCAGAACCGACAGCAUGGAUCUGUAGUCUCUGCCAUGUCGGAUUUCGAGCUUCACAGUCAUGGGAUGAGAUUUGAAAGGGUUGAACUGUUUCGCGGACAAAAUUGACGACACUGUAAGAACAGUCGUUAUACUGGAAGACUCAACUGAGAUGGCUAUGUCAGCCAUUCACAACCACCAUCAUUUGGCGUAUGCAAGUGGUAUGUUGGAGUAUAAGAUGGGCAGUUUACGGAGGCCGUUUAGUCCUUGUUGCAUUGUAUGACUAUUGCGUAUUGUCAUUCGCUAGGAACCAAUUGCUUGUAGUAGUUUGGAUGGAGUUGAAUUGGUCAUAUUCAGAUUACC